CCGGGCCUCCACGCCGUUUCCUCUUGGCCACCGCCAUCUUACUCUCCGCCUUCACUCUAGGCCUUCCUUCCGGCUCAGCCGCUCGCUCCGCUUUCCCAUCUCUAUGGUCCCGGGGCUCGGGCUCGGCAGUCCUCCUCCUGCUCUAUGGUGCCUCUUUCCCGUCUCUGUGGUACGGCUCGGUCUCGGCUGCCCUCCUCCUGCUCUAUGGUGCCUCUUUCCCGUCUCUGUGGUACGGCUCGCUCGGCUCUCUAGGCCUCGUCUAUCUCUAUGGUGACGGUGGCCGAGCUGGUCGGCCCAUCUGAAAAGAGUGGCGGGAGACGCUCCACUUCCCCAGUGUUCCGGGAGCUGCGUCCUGUCCCGGCGCAAAGGUGUUUCGUGACCCCGCGGGAGCGGGUGUUGGCACCUGGAACAUCCCUCGGGGCCGAAUGCGCCGUGGACAAUGCCCCUCCUAACCCAGCAGAUCCCAGAUGAGAAUGAUUACAGCUUAGUGGCUAGCCUUGACAACGUCAGAAAUCUCUCCACUGUCUUGAAGGCCAUUCAUUUCCGAGAACAUGCCACGUGUUUCGCUACUAAAAAUGGAAUCAAGGUUACAGUGGAAAACGCAAAGUGUGUACAAGCAAAUGCUUUUAUUCAGGCUGGAAUAUUUCAAGAGUUUAGAGUUCAAGAAGAGUCUGUUACUUUUCGAAUUAAUUUAACCAUCCUUUUAGACUGUUUAUCUAUUUUUGGAUCAAGCCCUAUGCCAGGGACUUUAACUGCACUUAGGAUGUGUUACCAAGGUUAUGGUUACCCUUUGAUGCUGUUUCUGGAAGAAGGAGGCGUGGUGACAGUCUGUAAAAUCAAUACUCAGGAGCCCGAGGAGACUCUGGAUUUUGAUUUCUGCAGCACCAAUGUCAUUAAUAAAAUUAUUCUGCAGUCAGAGGGACUCCGUGAAGCGUUUUCCGAAUUGGAUAUGACAAGUGAGGUCCUACAGAUCACGAUGUCUCCAGAUAAACCGUAUUUCAGGUUAUCUACUUUUGGGAAUGCAGGAAGCUCCCACCUUGACUAUCCCAAAGAUUCUGAUUUGAUGGAAUCAUUUCACUGUAAUCAGACCCAGGUCAACAGAUACAAGAUUUCUUUACUGAAACCCUCUACAAAGGCAUUAGUCCUAUCUUGUAAGGUAUCUAUUCGAACAGAUAACCGAGGGUUCCUCUCAUUACAGUAUAUGAUUAGAAAUGAAGAUGGACAAAUAUGUUUUGUGGAAUAUUACUGCUGUCCUAAUGAAGAAGUUCCUGAAUCUUAGUCUUAAGUAUGGCAAUCCACUGUACUAUUUAUGUACACAUUCAUGAUUGGUCAUGUUCUCAUUCUGAGUGUAGCACUCUUUGUGAUUUCUUAUUGGAUUUUCUAAGGGGAAGAAGCCUGGAAGAGAUAGGAGCUAAGUCCCUGCCCCCUAAUAGUUGCUGUAUAUUUUAUAAGUAAUGUUUUCACGUAGUCACAGAUUAUCCAAUACUGGACUAGCCUGUGGUUCUGUCUUUCGAACUCAUGGGAAUCGUUAUGAGCCAAGAUGAGUAAGUUUUAUGUUUUAUUCUACUUAAGCAGGGCAUUCCAAGUGUCUAAAAAUUUAAAGUUUGGUGAAGCCAUAUCUGAAAUGUUCUUUUAUUUAUUUACUGUUAGAAAAAGCAAUGGCAUACGGGCAUCACUCCCUAGUUGGAAUUCUGGCUAAUCUGUCUUAAAGCAACGGUUCUCAGAGUGUUGUGCCUAGAUCACCUGGAAACUUGUCAGUAACUCUGGGGGUGGGCAAUCUGUAGUUUAAAAAGCUUCCCCCCAGGAGAUUCUGACAAGUGCUCAAGUUUGAGAAUCACUGUUUUAAAGGAUACUUUUUUAAAAAUAGUCUUUAAUUGCAUCAAAGUGACUGCUUUUAACUGUGAUUUCUUCACAAAUGUUCUGAAAUUUAGGCUUCGUCAAACAAGUCUGAAUAAUUAUAUGAUUUAUUUUCCAAGUGUACAUUUUGAAGACAUCUGUGAACAGGCUAUAAAAUAGUCUUAAAAGUUACAGAUUUUCAUCUUGUUCUGAAAACUGUUCAGUGUAGUAAGUACUUAUUAGAUACCUUCUGUUUGCCUAUAAGAGUUUCUCAAUCAAACCAAGGUGUACAAAACCAUUUAUUAAGUGAUUUUAUACUUUCUUAGGUAGUUUUCAAUGAAAUAAUUUCGUGGUAUGUAGGUUAAGAAAAUAUAACACUAAAUUAUCUAACUUGUUUUCUAUUAGAAAAAGUAUAUAACUAAAAUGAAGUUUCUGCACCAUGUGAAAACAGCUCAGUGUCUCUCAGUGGCCAGGCACUUUUGGCCUUUGGAGAGUGUUUCAGCAAAGCACUUCAGGGAAAAGCUCCUCCAGAACAUUAUGUAGGCACUGCUUCCAGGCACGUGUACAAUUUGUGCAAUUCUGGGUGUCUAGUCCAGGGUGAGUACCUGAUAACUAAUAAAUCUUCCAGGCAAUCUCAGGGUGCCCAGCUGGUACAAAAGAAGUUGGAGUUUUGUGAAGUAUAGUAUAUGUUUGAGAAGGAAAUGAUUAAAUCUACUAAAUGUCCAAAUAUUUUUUGUCUGGAUAAACACAAGAUCAAACAAGUCUAAAACAUAAUUAUGAAAAUAUUUAAUCAGUAAACACUUCAAGGACUACAGUUUUCCUUUAAAUUUAAAAUAGGGCGGUUCUUUUUUUCAUUGGCACGUCUAGUACCUAGAACAGUUCCUAGGAUGCAAUAAUAUUUGUUAGGUGAAAGAACCUCCACUUUCAGAUUAUUAGUCACUAUUUAAUUCCAUUAUUUCGGUUUGAAUUUAUUUUGACCUAAUGUAUUUUUUUCAAGUUGAACCUAUAAAGAAUUUAAAACAUGUAUCAACUUAAUAAGACUUUUUUGCACAUUUAAGACUAUUAUUUUAGCUGCACGUAUCUGGAGUUAUUUAGAAUUCAGAAACUAAUGAAUUUAAUUCUUUCUAAAUCACCCUGACAUCAAGGUGUGACUUAAUAAAGAAUUUUCUUUUUAUGCAUGCUCUAUUUGUCUAGUUUAACUUUGUUCAAGUUCCUAUGAAAGACCACUAGGAGGAGCACUUCCUCAGGUAGAGCAGGAUGCUUUGGUGACUACAAAUUCAGUUCAUGUGUCACAUAUAGAAGACUGUAAUCUUAUUUUUAAGAUUAUCUUUGCCUGUUUGAAGUUUAUCUCAUAUUCUUUCCAGUAAAAUUGUGCUUACCAGGAAUAGGUAGGUAAUAUUUUUUCCAUUUUUUUAUUUAUUAUUUUUUUUGCGGUAUGCUGGCCUCUCCCUGUUGUGGCCUCUCCCGUUGCGGAGCACAGGCUCCGGACACGCAGGCUCAACGGCCAUGGCUCACGGGCCCAGCCGCUCCGCGGCAUGUGGGAUCUUCCCAGACCGGGGCACGAACCCGUGUCCCCUGCAUCGGCAGGCGGACUCUCAACCACUGCGCCACCAGGGAAGCCCCUAUUUUUUCCAUUUUUUAAUUCGUUUAUUCCCUACUUGAUGUGUUUCCACCUAGA
This is a messenger RNA of Mesoplodon densirostris (Blainville's beaked whale), 3514 nucleotides long. RefSeq names its product RAD1 checkpoint DNA exonuclease (gene RAD1). Gene Ontology annotation, cellular component: checkpoint clamp complex; nucleus. Bases 440 to 1279 code for a protein of 279 amino acids. NCBI's taxonomy places the organism in Eukaryota, Metazoa, Chordata, Mammalia, Artiodactyla, Ziphiidae. Gene Ontology annotation, molecular function: 3'-5' exonuclease activity. Gene Ontology annotation, biological process: DNA damage checkpoint signaling; DNA repair. The record is from RefSeq and is a predicted model, not a curated record. The transcript is spliced from 6 exons.